UCGUGAAACUUUAUCUCGCGCUACCGUUACAGGUGACAAAUUUUUCACGAAAAUGUUGUUUACAAGUGAAAGAACUAUUAUUUUACGUAUCUCGUCUAAUAUAAAUUUUUGUAAAAUAAAAUAUUCUGAGCUGCGGGCCUGAAAAAAAUUCUCUGAGUCGAGGAAGAUCACUAUCGAUGAUCCAUGGGAGUUAAUUAACUGUUUGAUUAUAUUAUGCAAUGGAUGUUUGAUUAGCAUGAAAUUAACUCCUCUAAGGCGAAUCAGUUCUGUAUCAAUGCUGUUGAUCGUUAAUUAAAUAUGUAAUGAUUAUCAUGGAUAAUGAAGAGGGUAUUACUGUUAAUGUUAUCGAUCCAAGUGCAUCAAGGAUGAUUCAAAACCCACAUAUUAAUGAUACAAAUUAAUACGCGUUUAUUGUGUAACAAAUGGUUUUAUAAUUUUAAUAUAAAAGAAAAAUUAGUGUUUUGAAGUAUUUAAAGAUUUUUGUUGAUAGAAGAAGAGGAAGGAUUGAGGUGGAGUGAAAACUGGUGGAAAGUUCUUUGAACGAUCUUUGAUGUGACAGUGUGAGAUUUCAGUCUGAAACAAGAAGCAGCUGUUGAGAAAUCGAAAAGAAAAAAAAUAUGUUAGAAGAGGAGGAUCCUACGGGUUCAUCGUCACAACAGGAUCAGAAUAUUCUACACACGCGUGUUGCCAUGAAGAACUAUCAAGGAAAUUAUACGUUGAUGAACCUGCAGGACAUGGAAUCAUUGAACAUCACGAAUCUAUUGGACGUGAUUGGUUGCGAUCCUUUCGUGGGCACAUACAGAAUCUUCUCGACUGAUUGGUUCAAAGGGAUCAUUUAUUUCUUCUACAGUACUGUUUUCGUGGUCGCGUUAACCGGAAACGGUCUAGUUUGCUACGUUGUGCACAGCAGCCCUCGGAUGAAAACUGUAACAAACUUCUUCAUCGUGAACCUUGCCUUUGGGGACAUCCUCAUGGCUCUGUUCUGCAUACCACCCAGCUUCAUCAGUAUUUUCAUACUACAGUAUUGGCCGUUUGGAGAAGAACUUUGUCCCACUGUGAAUUAUUUGCAGGCAGUCUCUGUUUUAGUGAGUGCAUAUACUCUGGUCGCAAUCAGCAUAGAUCGUUACAUAGCUAUCAUGUGGCCCUUGAGGCCAAGGCUGAGCAAACGACAGGCUCAGCUCUUGAUUCUUGGAGUUUGGAUUCUUGCUAUGGUGAUAUCAUUUCCGAUUGCUGUGGUUUCAAAGCUCUCCCAACCUUCGUUACGGUAUGAAAGGUGUAAUCAGUACGUCUGCCUGGAAGUGUGGCCAUCGAUGGAAAACAGAUAUUAUUACUCUAUCGCGUUAUUAGUUCUCCAGUACGUGAUACCAAUAAUGGUUCUAGUGUUCACAUAUACCAGUAUCGCUGUUAUGGUAUGGGGCAAAAGACCGCCCGGGGAAGCUGAAAAUGUCAGAGAUCAGAGAAUGGCUCGAUCAAAGAGAAAGAUGGUGAAGAUGAUGGUGACUGUCGUGAUAGUAUUUACUAUCUGUUGGCUCCCAUUCAACAUAUUGAUGUUAAUAAUGGAUAACAAUGAAGCCCUAAACAAUUGGGCUGGACUUCCUCUGGUAUGGAUGGCCCUUCAUUGGUUGGCGAUGUCACACUCCUGUUACAAUCCAGUAAUUUAUUGCUGGAUGAACGCCAGGUUUCGUAGUGGCUUUAUAAUUGCGAUCGGUCGUUUACCUGGAGCUCAUCGGAUUUUUCGUACAAAUAGACAAUAUAAUAACAAUUACAAUGCUAGUACAAUUGGUGUUCCCCUAACAGGUCUGGAUGGUUCGGGUCAUUCUGUUCUCCGUCGUAUGAAUACAUGCACGACCUAUAUCAGCGUUCGUCGUAAAACAAACGGAAGCCAUACUGCACCAGCAAGAAGUGCCAGUUUCCGGAAUGAUUCCUUCCGACCGUGCACUCAACCAUUGCAACGACAGUUUACUUGUCUCGAGUCCCAUUCAGAAGAGCAACUCUGAAGGACCUUUGAAAUUACAAUGAAUAUGAUUACGCGUCGAAUAAGUGUAAUUAAUUUAAAAAAAAAAGGUAAUGUGUAAAGUGGAAGAAUAUGUGAGAAUUGGGUAUAUGGGAACUUAUAACAAUUUAUAAUUAAAAAUACAACGAUUUCAUUCAUGAAAGCUUUUGAAAAUUAAAGGACUAAGCUUCCAUUUGAGAAAUAAAUGUGAUUUUAUCAUUUUUGUAUUUAUUGGCUUCUGAAUGAUGGAA
Molecule: messenger RNA, 2244 nt
Organism: Osmia bicornis bicornis
Lineage: Eukaryota; Metazoa; Arthropoda; Insecta; Hymenoptera; Megachilidae
Product: RYamide receptor-like
Exons: 7
Coding region: 618-1997 (459 amino acids)
Biological process (GO): neuropeptide signaling pathway
Cellular component (GO): membrane
Molecular function (GO): neuropeptide Y receptor activity
Source: RefSeq, a predicted model, not a curated record